AUGGCUAAUGAACGUACCAUGAGCCUCACCAGGCCUCAUGAGAGGAGCCAAUUCAUCAAUACCGUCCGGGAGAGGCAAAGACAUGAUGAUUUUCAAAAUAAAAAUGAGAAAUCUUGGGUUGAAAAUGGAUCUGUGAGAUAUUGUCAGCCAGAGACACGAAGGAAAUUCAUCAAUUCUCUAGAACUCCGUUUGAUGGGAAAGGAUAAUGUCACGCGGCGCCGCGUGACAAUUUCAUCAUUACUACCUUCUACAUCAUCACAAACCUCGCCGUCGCCAUCGAUAAAUCGUCCGGGACUACUGCAGAGUCGUGCAUUGUCCCGUGGGGGAGUGUUAGCCAAUAGAAUCUGGCCAGGACAGCCGAACCGCCGUCAGAUAAUUACCCCUUCCGUCAAAUAUUUCUCCGUUCAACUUAUCCUCUGA
Tremella mesenterica DSM 1558 is the source of this 420-nucleotide messenger RNA. RefSeq lists its product as uncharacterized. The transcript is spliced from 3 exons. Bases 1 to 420 code for a protein of 139 amino acids. Lineage: Eukaryota; Fungi; Basidiomycota; Tremellomycetes; Tremellales; Tremellaceae. The record is from RefSeq and is a predicted model, not a curated record.